This is a messenger RNA of Engraulis encrasicolus (European anchovy), 2678 nucleotides long. RefSeq names its product pleckstrin homology domain containing, family M, member 3 (gene plekhm3). Bases 69 to 2255 code for a protein of 728 amino acids. The record is from RefSeq and is a predicted model, not a curated record. The transcript is spliced from 8 exons. NCBI's taxonomy places the organism in Eukaryota, Metazoa, Chordata, Actinopteri, Clupeiformes, Engraulidae.
GGACGGACCAAUGAUGCAGGACCAGUGAUGCAGGAGGCUGCUGCCCUUGUACACUGUCAAAUCUUCAGAUGUUGUUGUUACGCGCAUACUCUUCUGACGGUUGUGACAGUGUGAACCCGAUGGAGGGUGUUGAAGUCGAGGAUGUCAGCCCGGCCAUGGAGGCCACUGAGGACCUCCUGGAGGGUGGCCAUGGGGGUGACCACCUGCACCCACACCCCGCGCUGAAGGAGGUGUCCAUGCUGUGCAAGUUCAGCGAGAUGUGGGACCUGCUGGGUAGACAACAGCAUCAGGAAGACUCCAAAAGCUGGACCUGGGCUGAGCAGACGUCGAGCAGUAAUGGCAUUUUGGGCUACAGACAUGGCCAUAGGUGCCGAGCCCAGUCCACCAACGACCUCGCCGUCCAUAGCCAUAGCACUCCGUGUAACAACGUGGGCGGCUUUAAGCGCGGGCAUAACCGAUCGCAUUCUGAUAUGAACUAUAGCUCCUGUAAAGAAAAUCUAUUCCCAGUACUAGACAAAAAUACAUUGAAGAAUAUGACUGACGGAGCCAGAAGGGAAGCACAUCCAGAGUGGCAUUCCAAUUUGGUUAAACAAGGAGAGCUUGAGCAGAGAGAAGGUCCUCGAGGACGCUGGAGGUCCUGCCAUGUGGAACUCACCAAUUUCGAGCUGCGCCUGUACAGCCUGGACAGUAGCGGCAACAGGCAGCUGUGCACCGCGUUCUCCCUCUCCCAUUGUCAGGCCGUUAACCCCUUGCAAGGCCAGGACGGCCACAUCCUGGAGGCCCUCUUCUUCAACAGCACUCGCCUACAGCUCCGAGCGCCCUCCCAGUGGGAAGCGCAGAAAUGGAGCCAGCUGUUAUGGGAGUGCGUACUCGCUACCCGGCCCCCUCGUGAAGACCACCUAGCACACUCAAACAGAACUGUUUAUGAAGCGUCUGCUGCUUCUGCCAAACAUCAAGCACAUCAAGCUCCUUCUCGUCCCAUGAACCGGCCAACCACCUUGCCUUUGUUUACAGAAAACUACGCCACCGGAGCGAUUAAAGUGGGCCAGCUGAAACAACUCUGUGACCUCAACAACUGGAGGGCCUUUAACUAUGUGCUCACGCCAACCCAUCUGCUGGCCUUCCCAAAUGAGGACAAGAGUUUUGUGUCUGAUCCGGUGCAUCGGUAUCACCUUGCGUCCUGCGUUGCCGUUCAGCACGACAAAGCCGAGAAAGGGAGUUGCGCCGCGUGCUUCCAGGCUGUUUUUGCGAGCGAGGUGCUUCGUCUUCAGGCGGCCAACGAGCCAAAGGCACAGAGUUGGAUGGAGGCACUUCGCUCGGCAGUCGCUGCUGAGAGGACAAAAGACUCUUGGGGAAAGGACAGCAGGCCUCGUCUUCCAAACCUGGUCAAGGACCAGGAAUGGCUGCGUGGGAAUAUUCGGGAAUCAUCCAAUCGCAAGUCGAUCACCACGAGUUUCCUUAGCAUCCUGACCUGCUUGGCCGGGGAGAAGGGUCUGACGGCCCAGAACUUCAGGUGUGCAGGCUGUCAAAGACCAGUGGGGUUAUCGCAAGAAAAAGCCAACUUCUGCUACUACAGUGGACGGUACUACUGCCAAUCCUGUCACCAGGACAGCUUGUUUAUUAUACCUGCACGACUGCUGCACAACUGGGACACAAAUCGAUAUAAGGUGUCUAAGCAAGCUAAGGAGUUCCUGGAGUUUGUGUAUGAAGAGCCGCUUCUAGAUAUUGAACAGCUCAACCCAUGUCUGUACCAACACUGUGAAGCGCUGGCCACGGUGCUGACGCUGCGUCGGAGACUGCAGUCACUGCGUGCCUACCUCUUCAGCUGCCGAGCUGCCAUUGCUGAAGACCUCCGGCGCAGAAUCUUCCCAAGAGAGUAUCUCCUUCAGCACAUUCACUUGUACUCAGUAGCAGACCUCCAGCAGGUUAUUGAUGGGAAGCUGGCCCCCUUUCUGUUGAAAGUGAUCAAAUUUGCGAGCACGCACGUCUACAGCUGUAGUCUUUGCAGUGAGAAAGGCUUCAUCUGUGAGCUGUGCCAGGACAGCCAGGUCAUCUAUCCCUUUCAGGAAAGCGCCUCCAAAAGGUGUGAGGGAUGUGGUGCUGUGUUCCAUGCGGAGUGCUGGCAGCGCGGACAGCCGUGCCCUCGCUGUGUGCGGCGUGAACUCCACCAGAAGCCGGCGUCUUUUUGGAGUCACUUAGAUGCUGACGACAGUCCCAAUAACAGUGCCCUCGGAUACUUUGAAAUGGGCAAUUGAGAAGUACAAAGAACUAUGACUGAAGUCAAAAUAAGACUGAAAUCAAAACACCACUACUACAGAAAAAACCCCCAGAAAAAACCCACAGUUAUUAACAAAAAAUGAGAGAUCGAGUCAAGGGAGGCCCAGCAAUCUCGAAAACAACAGAAUAGCAUGAUGGCUGUACAAUUAUUUCUUCUUUGAAAUUUGCAUAAUAAGACACAAUAUAUGCAUAACGGACUCCUUUCUACACUUACCUAUGAGGGAAAAUAUAGUGAACGGAUGUUUUUUUUGUAUGUAGUUAUUGCAGAAGGGCUUCCAUAACCUUUUGCCCCCUUUUCAGUCAUUCAGUCCUAUUAUACUUUAAUAAAACUGAAUCGAAAGUUGUGUUAAAAUUGUGUGGCUGAAAAAGUGUUACUAUGAAACAACUGCAAGCUGACGUAA